GACCGAGAGCGGUUUGUGUGGUUUGUCGACGGUGGUUCCCCUAGGGGUUAUAGAUAAAAAUUCUCAAGUAACUGUCGGCGAGGAUGAAUAUUGUAUUGAUCUUAUAUGUACACUAUUUGAUAAACUUUUAGAACAACCCAAGAUAGAAGAAAAUAUUGUUUGCCUAAGAGUUGGCUGUCAGUUUAUUGGAAAUUUGAUUGUAGAUAAUAGUGCCAAUAAAUUGAAGAUACAUAAUAAGUGUUUUACGCACAUAAGGAAAUUAAUGCUAUUGGGCGAUGAAAAACUAUCACAAUUUUGUGCAAUGAUUCUCUACAAUAUAAUCCUCUCUCAAGGUGAAGCUUGUCAGGAUAUCUUGAAGAAGACCGAUUUAGUGAGAGCUAUUUUGAAUCAAAACUCUGAAUUUUCGACAUUUAUAACCGAAACCCUCCUGUUCAAACAUGGCGAAAUCGAGGCUCUCUACUCAAACUGCGACCUUGAAGCGAGAAUAAUGCUACUAACGAUGAUCAGAGACCAGGCAAUGGAUGACAAAACUGUGCCUGACACUUGUAUCACCUUUAUAGCGGACAGAUUUAAGAAACAAUCCGACAAAAUACUGAAAAUAGUGUCGACUUAUGUGGAGUCACUGGACCCGCAAGAGAUAUGCGCUCUGCUUUUCACGUUGGCUUCGUUGUCUGGCAGCGAUACGGGACCUUAUCUAAAAACACUGCAGACUGAUAAUUCGCUGUUCAUCAAUUGUGCUUUUCUGUUGAGGAGCAUCCAUGAGGCUGGAAAAUCGGGAAAUAACUGUUUUACCAGUGUGAGAAAAUUGCCAGAUGAAAAUUCUAAAUCAAAGGAAAAUCCUGUGUAUGGCUUCAAAGCUGACCUCAUCAGGUUAAUAGGCAAUCUGUGCUACGGCCACGACAAAAAUAAGAAUCAGGUUCGGGAGUUGGAUAGCAUACCAAUUCUGCUUGAUUGCUGCAAUAUUGAUGACUCCAAUCCUUUUAUUCUGCAGUGGAGCAUACUGGCAUUGAAGAAUAUCAGCGAGAGAUGUCAUGAGAAUCAAGCAAUUAUUGCAGGUCUAGCGAAGAAAGACGUUGCAUUUUCUCCGAUCCUCGAGGAGUUGGGCUACACGUUGCAUUCUGAAGAUGGCAAAGGCAUUCGAAUAGCUCCGUUGAAGCGAUAGAGGACUGAAAAAACUGGUUUUGUUCAAUUUUUACUUGAGUGUAAAAUGAAGAGAUUACUAUUAUUUAA
Nilaparvata lugens (brown planthopper) is the source of this 1230-nucleotide messenger RNA. Its product is annotated as ataxin-10. Gene Ontology annotation, biological process: neuron projection development. Lineage: Eukaryota; Metazoa; Arthropoda; Insecta; Hemiptera; Delphacidae. The record is from RefSeq and is a predicted model, not a curated record. Gene Ontology annotation, cellular component: cytosol. The coding region runs from base 263 to 1162 and encodes 299 amino acids. The transcript has 7 exons.